Messenger RNA from Cryptomeria japonica (Japanese cedar), 898 nucleotides. RefSeq names its product ubiquitin-conjugating enzyme E2 28. Gene Ontology annotation, cellular component: nucleus. Gene Ontology annotation, molecular function: ubiquitin conjugating enzyme activity. Gene Ontology annotation, biological process: protein polyubiquitination. The transcript is spliced from 5 exons. Lineage: Eukaryota; Viridiplantae; Streptophyta; Pinopsida; Cupressales; Cupressaceae. The coding region runs from base 293 to 739 and encodes 148 amino acids. The record is from RefSeq and is a predicted model, not a curated record.
GGCGGGCCCAUGUGGAAGCUCCACGCAUGCCGCGCCAAACCCUUCCUAUCACUACUGGUAAAAUGGUAGGUAAUAAAAAGCUUUGUAAAAGAUCGAUUUUAACAACUUUCUAUUAAACAAACGAAAAGGAUAGCGUAUGUAAAAGCAGAAAGGGGUUUGAAUCCUUCCUCUCGCCUGCUAUUCGUAUUCGUAUUCGUAUUUCUCUGCACCUCUUCCUUCGCCCUCGCCUUUGCCUUCGCCUUCGCAUACGCAAGAGGAUCUCCCCUCUGCUACAGUUGGUGAAGGAGAAUUCAUGGCUUCUAAGCGGAUUCUCAAGGAAUUGAAGGAUCUUCAGAAGGAUCCACCUACUUCGUGCAGCGCCGGUCCAGUAGCAGAUGAUAUGUUUCAUUGGCAAGCCACUAUAAUGGGUCCUCCUGAAAGUCCGUAUUCCGGAGGUGUAUUUCUCGUGACAAUCCACUUUCCUCCUGAUUAUCCAUUCAAGCCUCCGAAGGUUGCAUUUAGGACUAAGGUUUUCCAUCCAAACAUAAAUAGCAAUGGGAGUAUCUGCCUUGACAUCUUGAAGGAACAGUGGAGUCCUGCAUUGACAAUCUCCAAGGUGUUGCUUUCAAUUUGCUCUUUGCUGACUGAUCCAAACCCAGAUGAUCCUCUUGUACCAGAGAUUGCUCAUAUGUAUAAGACUGACAGGUCCAAAUAUGAGACAACUGCAAGGAGUUGGACUCAGAAGUAUGCAAUGAAUUAGUUGUUGCAAAAUAAAUACAACUUGAGCCACAAGUUGACAUUUCUGUGAAGUCUGACUUACUGCUUGUAAGGAAUGAUUCCUAGAGCUAAUUGCGUUUCUUCAAACAUAGUUUGAAUUGUAUGAUUCUGUUUUAUGAGAAUGCCAUUUUAUUAUUUUUCA